GCUGGAAGUGACCACAGGAACUGCAGGGGUGGGUACGUUGUUCUGAGUGUGGACGGUGGGGACGGAAGGCUGGGGCCACAGCGCCAGACACUGAAGGAAAGGGGAGCAGAACAAGAGCCAAAAUGUGGGCCCAGAAAUGAGCAGAACGUUGCUGCCAUCUGGGGACAGCCAGUCCCCGAGGUGCAGGGCGACAGAAGCCACAUGGCAGUGGGAGGAGGGAGUAUAACUGCCUGUGAGUCUUUAUGUAUGAGAGGAAGGGGCCUCAUCAGAGGCAUUCGUGGGAAUGUGCACCCCAAGAAGACAGGGGACAUGGGGACCCAGAGGUAUCUGAGUAGGAGCAGAGACACAUCAUUGCCUGCCUCGCGCCCUGCUCUGCAGCUGCAAUCAGCCCAUGUCCACAUGGGUUCACUGCUUCUGUUGUGGAAACCGCAUUGGAAGGGCAGCGGCCUUGGUGUUAGAAGAUUCCAGUCUGUGUCCUGGUGCUGCCCCGGCCCUGGGCCUGCAGCUCCCAAGCACAGAGGCAUGAGUGGGGAGAAUGUCACCAGGGUCGGCUCCUUCAUCCUGGUGGGCUUCCCCACGGCCCUGGGGGUGCAGUACCUGCUCUUCCUCCUCUUCCUGCUCACCUUCCUCUUUGUCCUGGUGGAGAACCUGGCCAUCAUCCUCACCGUCUGGAGCAGCACCUCCCUCCACAGGCCCAUGUACUACUUUCUGAGCUCCAUGUCUUUCCUGGAGAUCUGGUACGUGUCUGACAUCACCCCCAAGAUGCUGGAGGGCUUCCUCCUCCAGCAGAAACGCAUCUCUUUUGUCGGGUGCAUGACGCAGCUCUACUUCUUCAGCUCCCUGGUGUGCACCGAGUGUGUGCUUCUGGCCUCCAUGGCCUACGACCACUACGUGGCCAUCUGCCACCCGCUGCGCUACCACGUCCUUGUGACCCCAGGGCUGUGCCUCCAGCUGGUGGGCUUCUCCUUUGUGAGUGGCUUCACCAUCUCCAUGAUCAAGGUCUGUUUUAUCUCCAGCGUCACGUUCUGUGGCUCCAACGUCUCGAACCACUUCUUCUGUGACAUUUCCCCCAUCCUCAAGCUGGCCUGCACGGUCUUCUCCACCGCAGAGCUGGUGGAUUUCAUCCUCGCCUUCAUCAUCCUGGUGUUUCCGCUCCUGGCCACCGUGCUGUCAUACUGGCACAUCACCCUGGCUGUCCUGCGCAUCCCCUUGGCCACCGGCUGCUGGAGAGCCUUCUCCACCUGCGCCUCUCACCUCACCGUGGUCACCGUCUUCCAUACAGCCUUGCUUUUCAUGUGUGUCCGGCCCCAGGCCAUUGAUUCCUGGAGCUCCAACAAGCUCAUCUCUGCCGUGUACACUGUUGUCACGCCAAUAAUUAACCCUUUGAUCUACUGCCUGAGGAACAAGGAAUUUAAGGACGCCUUGAAAAAGGCCUUGGGCUUGGGUCAAACGUCACACUAAGACAACUAAAUGUCCUAGAGUAAAAUCUGUAGUGAUGAAACAACAUUGUAUAUGGCACUUUGUGCUCUUUAAAUUCAUUUUUAAGUUAAAUUUAACAAACCUACACAACUAAGUGAAAUUUAACAAACCUACACAACUGUGCACAAGUAACAAGCCUUCGUCUGCAUAUGUUUUCACAAAAGGACCGUGCUCGUGGAACCAGCUCCCAGAUCAAGAACUAGAAGCUGCCUUCACGCCCUCUCCCAGUCAUUAUCCCUCCUCCACAAAAAGCACUAUCCUGACUUCCAAAACCAGAUGCUAGCAUUGGUGUUUCUGAGGGGCUUACACAUAAAGUAUGUGCCCUGUUAUGUUCAGCUUCUUUCAUUCACCGUGCUGCUUGAGUGAAUCCUUGAUGUUUUUGCAUGUAACAAUAAUUCAUGCAUUCUCAUUGCUAUCCAAUAUUCAUAAUAAAUAAUACAUUUAUACUGUAUAAUACACAAUGCAUAAUACAUUUAUACCGGGAUAAUACAUAUACUGGGAUAAUGCAUAUACUGUAUUAUGUAUUAUAUACACAUAAUACAUUAUGCUGGGAGAAACCCUGUCCCACCUGUCCCAGCAGGUGUGAGCCACUGUGCUCAUCCAUAAUUUAUGUAUCUAAACACAGAUAAGGUAAGUAAAAAUAUAAUGUCAUAAUCUUAUGGGACCACCAUCUUAUGUGCUGUUCAGGUCAUCAUUCACCAAAUGUCAUUGUGUGGUGCACUACUGUGUCAGUUGAGAAUAUUUGUGCUGGCUUAUUUCUGGAUCCUCUGUUCUGUUAAAUUGAUCUACGUAUCUAUCAAUAUCACACCCUCCAUCCAUACCACACAGUCUUGAUUUAUAUGUAGUAAAUCUUAACACUGGAAGAGUGACUCCUCCCACUUUAUUCUUCUGUUUCAAAACUACUGUGGCUAUUGUACAGCCUUUAUAUUUUCAUAUAAAUUUUAUAGUAAGCCUGUCAAUGUCUACAAGAGAACCUCGCUGAGAUUUUGCUAGAAAUUCCAUAAAACCCAAAAAUCAAUUUGGGAAGAACUGACUUCAUUACUCCGUUGAGUCUUUCAAUCCAUGAACAUAGUAAACCCCUCCAAUUAUUGAGGUCUUCAUUCUUUAAAUCAGUGUUUUGUACUUUUUAAUAUGCAGAUUCUGUGUGUGUUUUGCUGGAUUUAGACCUAAAUAUUAUAUUUUCUUUGAAGCAACUGU
Molecule: messenger RNA, 2676 nt
Organism: Gorilla gorilla gorilla (western lowland gorilla)
Lineage: Eukaryota; Metazoa; Chordata; Mammalia; Primates; Hominidae
Product: olfactory receptor 6B2
Exons: 3
Coding region: 202-1461 (419 amino acids)
Biological process (GO): G protein-coupled receptor signaling pathway
Cellular component (GO): membrane
Molecular function (GO): olfactory receptor activity; G protein-coupled receptor activity
Source: RefSeq, a predicted model, not a curated record